Molecule: messenger RNA, 7580 nt
Organism: Notolabrus celidotus (New Zealand spotty)
Lineage: Eukaryota; Metazoa; Chordata; Actinopteri; Labriformes; Labridae
Gene: synj1
Product: synaptojanin 1
Exons: 29
Coding region: 161-5020 (1619 amino acids)
Biological process (GO): synaptic vesicle endocytosis; phosphatidylinositol dephosphorylation
Molecular function (GO): nucleic acid binding; phosphatidylinositol-4,5-bisphosphate 5-phosphatase activity
Source: RefSeq, a predicted model, not a curated record
ACGUCAGCAGCUAGCUGUGGAUGCAUGAAGGACAGAGAGCUGUUUGUCGCUUGAGGAAUCUCUCUCUCUUGUUUUCUUAUCUCCCAUUUUGACAAAGUUAGCUUUUACAGCUAGCUACCGUGUAAACGUCAUAUUAUAGGUUAUUCAUCUUGGCUCAACAAUGGCCUUCAGCAAGGGAUAUCGCAUCUACCACAAGCUGGAUCCACCCCCCUACAGUGUCAUAGUGGAGACCAGGACCAGAGAAGAAUGCCUCAUGUUUGAGUCAGGGGCUGUCGCAGUGCUCUCUGCAGCAGAAAAGGAGGCCAUUAAGAACACAUACACCAAGAUUGUGGAUGCAUAUGGAAUCCUCGGUGUCCUCCGCCUGAAUCUGGGCGACUCCAUGCUCCACAGUCUGGUAGUUGUGUCAGGAUGCAGCUCAGUGGGGAAGGUGCAGGACUCAGAGGUUUUCAGAGUCACACAGACAGACUUUAUAUCACUGAAGAAUGAUCCGGGAGAUGAGGACCGGAUCGCAGAGGUACGAAAGGUCCUGAAUUCCGGACACUUCUACUUUGCCUGGUCUGCCACUGGAGUCAGCAUGGAUUUGAGUCUCAAUGCACAUCGCAGGAUCCUAGAAGACACUACGGAUAACCGCUUCUUCUGGAACCAGUCUCUGCAUCUGCAUCUCAAGCACUACGGAGUAAACUGCGAUGAUUGGCUGCUGAGGCUGAUGUGUGGUGGCGUGGAGGUCAGGACCAUCUAUGCCGGGCACAAACAGGCCAAAGCCUGCAUCUUCUCACGCCUCAGCUCAGAGCGAGCCGGCACGCGUUUCAACGUCAGAGGGACGAAUGAUGACGGACAGGUGGCCAACUUCGUGGAGACUGAACAGGUCAUCUUCCUGGAUGACAAAGUCUCAUCGUUCAUCCAGAUCCGUGGGUCCAUCCCUCUUUUCUGGGAGCAGCCAGGAAUCCAGGUCGGCUCCCAUCGGGUCAAACUCUCAAGAGGAUUUGAAGCAAAUGCACCAGCGUUCGAAAGACACUUCACAGCGCUGCGGAGGUUGUAUGGAAAACAGGUGAUCAUCAACCUGCUUGGGAGUAAGGAAGGAGAACACAUGCUCAGCAAAGCAUUCCAAAGUCACUUGAAGGCCUCAGAGCACGCAUCAUUCGUGAAAAUGGUGAACUUUGACUACCACGCAAAUGUGAGGGGAGGUAAGGCCGACAAGCUUCACAGUGUCCUCAAACCUUACCUCAGCAAGUUCAUCGAGGAGUGUGGCUUCUUCUACUACUCGGGAGAGACCGGCAUCACAAGGACUCAGGGUGGGACCAUCAGGACAAACUGUCUGGACUGUCUGGACAGAACCAACAGUGUGCAGGCCUUUUUUGCCCUUGAGAUGCUGCCAAAACAGCUCGAGGAAAUGGGCCUGACAGAGAAACCUCAGCUGGUGGCCAGGUUCCAGGAGGUUUUUAGGACUAUGUGGUCUGCCAACGGAGACUCCGUCAGCAAGAUCUAUGCGGGCACAGGUGCCCUGGAUGGCAAAGCCAAGGCGGGAAAGCUAAAAGACGGAGCCCGUUCUGUGACUAGAACCAUCCAGAACAACUUCUUCGACAGCUCUAAGCAGGAGGCCAUCGACAUCCUGAGGUUGGGCUCCACGCUCAACAGUGACCUGGCAGACAAAGCUCGGGCCUUGCUCACCACAUCUAGUCUUUACGUCACUGAGCCGGUAUUACAAUCAGCUUCCCCAAGGGUUUUACUGGGAAUGUGUCAGAACUACCAAAAAUACACAAAGCCCAAGCAGAUCCGAGUGUGUGUGGGCACCUGGAACGUCAACGGGGGUAAACAGUUUCGAAGCAUUGCUUUCCGCAACCAGACUCUCAAUGACUGGCUGUUGGAUGCUCCAAAGAAAGCAGGGCAUCCUGAGUUUCAAGACACCAAAGCCAACCCCAUCGAUGUCUUUGCCAUCGGCUUUGAAGAAAUGGUUGAACUGAAUGCUGGAAACAUUGUCAGUGCCAGCACCACAAACCAGAAACUUUGGGCGGCCGAGCUGCAAAAAAACAUAUCCCGGGAUCACAAGUAUGUGCUGCUUGCUUCAGAGCAGCUGGUGGGAGUGUGCCUGUUUGUUUUUAUCCGCCCACAGCACGCGCCCUUUAUCAGGGAUGUAGCUGUAGAUACUGUGAAGACUGGAAUGGGCGGGGCUACAGGCAACAAAGGAGGUGUUGCCAUCCGCAUGCUGUUCCACACCACAAGCAUCUCCUUCGUCUGCUCCCACUUUGCUGCUGGACAGUCACAGGUCAAGGAGAGGAACGAUGACUACAAUGAGAUCACACGCAGACUCAGCUUCCCCAUGGGUCGUCUGCUGUACUCACACGACUACAUUUUCUGGUGCGGAGACUUCAACUAUCGGAUCAGCCUGCCCAACGAGGAAGUAAAGGACCUGAUCAAGCAGCAGAGCUGGGAUGCUUUGAUGGCAGGAGACCAGCUGUUGGACCAGAAGAAUGCUGGUUUGGUUUUCCGAGGCUUCAUUGAGGGGAAGUUAGAUUUUGCUCCCACCUACAAGUAUGACCUCUUCUCUGAGGAUUACGACACCAGCGAGAAAUGCCGCACGCCAGCCUGGACCGACCGCAUCCUCUGGAAGAGGAGGAAGUGGAACUUUGACAAAAUAGCUGAGGAGAUGAAUGUAGUAGGGGCAACUUCCACAUCUGGAGAGAAUGAGGAUGAUCCAGAACACCCUUGGAGCUCUGGGACUCUAAAGUAUUACGGCAGGGCUGAGCUGAAGACCUCAGAUCACAGGCCUGUGGUGUCCAUAAUAGACGUGGACAUCCUGGAAGUGGACCCAGAGGCUCGGCACCAGGUCUACAAAGACGUCAUCGCCCUGCAGGGACCUCCAGACGGCACGAUCCUGGUGUCGCUCUGCUCCUCCGGCCCGGACGACUUCUUCGACGAUCCCCUCAUAGACGAGCUGCUGGAGAAGUUUGCUAAUUUUGGAGAGGUCAUCCUCAUCAGGUUUGUGGAGGAGAAGAUGUGGGUGACUUUCUUAGAAGGUUACUCUGCUCUGGCUGCUCUGUCUCUCAGCGCUUCCUCUGUGCUCGGCAAGGUGAUUGACAUCCGUCUGAAGAGUCCCGGCUGGAUCAAGAAUAUGGAGGAUGAGAUGAGCGUGGAGAGAAUCUGUGGAAGCAUCCCCACCUCAGCCAGCUCCACGCUCCUUGCUGAGGACACUGACAUGGGCGACGAUGACUAUGAUAUGGAAGGUGAUGUGGAUGAUGAGGUGGAGGAGAUUCUUCCCCAGCACCUGCAGCCUGGAGCAGGCUCUGGCCCUGGAUCGUCCCCUCUCCCCUCCCCUCGCGGCAGCCCCUGUCCCUCCCCCACCCACGGCGAACCUGCAGCUCCCAGCAGGCCUGGCAGAUCUGCACAACCCCCUCGACCAUCACAAGGACCUCCUGUUGACUUCCAGCCCGGGGCCCCAACAUCUCUAAACCUGGAGCCCAAACGCCUGCCUCCCCCUCGUCCCAACGCUCCUCCAGCCAGACCAGCACCCCCUCAACGCCCACCACCACCAUCAGGACGAGGACAGGUAGCAGUAGGAGCCCCUGGACCAGGAAGUGUUCCCAGACCGAACAUCCCUCCUCGAGCUGGGGUAAUCAGUAUGCCCCCUCAGUCUCGCCCACCAGUUCCCUCUCACCCUGGAGCACCCAGACCCAUCCCAGAGGUACAUCCCGGGGCCCCUCGGCCCAUCCCAGACACCCAUCCAGGAGCCCCGCGGCCUGUGCCCAGCGGGCAGGUCAAACCACCUGACCUGCCUCUAGGUCCUCCCCCCUCAGGACCACCCCCCACAGAGAGACCCCAGGUUGCCGCACCUUCAGCCCAACUUCCUGCGCCCAUGCAGCCCUCGCUUCCAGCUCCACUCCAGCCAGCUGCUUCCGCCAGCGCUGCACCCGCCGGGCCUCCACAGGGUCUCUCCUCUCCUAAGCCCCCUCCACGCUCCCGCUCCUCUCAUGCCCUGCCGCCUGAUGCUGCCAAGUCUGAGACGGCCCCAGCUGCAGAGACUAACGGACUGAAUGGAAUCCAAAGUGAAGCACAAUGGAAGGCUGACCCCUUUGACUCACUCUCAACUGACUUCCUCUCCUCCUCCUCAUCCUCCUCAUCCUCCUCCUGGCACAACACUCAAUCCUUGAACAGAGGCUCCUCCCUGCGUGCUCCCCCCUCUGUUCCUCCAUCUAAGUUGUCCUCCAACACUCUCCCUCUAUCCUUCUCCCUCCAGUCGUCCGCUCUGUCGGACCUGCAGGCGCUCGAUUCGUCCUCCUCCUCCUUAGUCUCCACCCCGUCACCGUUUGCCUCCUCUCUGCUCCCACCCCCGCCAAUCCCGUCCCGUAGCCGCUCGCAGGAGACCCUACGUGCCUCCCCUUGCUCCUUCUCGACCGACCUGCUUCCUGCGAGACCCAACAGCACCAACCCCUUCACGAGCCCUCUGGCGGAGCAACAACAACAACAGCGUUCACUGACCCCAGAUUUUAGCAUACAACACCCUGCACCAAUGCUGAACCUUCACAGGACCAUGUCUGCUUUCACACAGCCACUCAUCCCAACACAAGCCCCCCCCUCCCAGCUCCAAAGGACCGCAUCCCUGUUUGCACCUUCACCUGCUCCUCUGCUGCUUCCUUGCCCCCCUGACCCCUCCCCCACUCCGUCCUUACCUCUUGCACCACCUUCCUUCCUUCCUCCUGCCCUAGCUCCUCGUCGCCAGGCGCCUCCCCCGGCAGGGAAACCAACCAAGCAGUGGGUCACUUUCGAUGAGGACUUCGACUUUACACCAAAAACCAAAACACCACAGGCCCCAAUUUUCCCGUCCAGGUCUCAGACUCUGCCGCAGCCUGCUCGCUCCGUGUUCGACUCGGACCCCAACUGGGAGCCCGACUGGUUAACCUCCACCCCUUCGGUUUUCCCAACCCUCCCUCCUCCCAUCCCAACCAGAACUGCAACCACAAACCCCAAGCUCCCAGAGGGGCCCAGUGAUGACUGCUUCUUCCCCAGGGAGUCCACAGAAAGAUAGGAUCACUCUUAGAGUCUUAAAGGGCAUAUCCAGAUAUGUAUAGAUCUAUGAUAAAUGUGUAUAUGUUUGUGUGUAUGUACAAAAGAGACAGUAUUUAAGAAGUAUAGACCAAUUCCCUCCUGAAACACAGCAGAGGAUUUCUAUGUUGGAGAUAUGAGACGUGUACGAUCCUUAAAGUGCGUUCAAACUUUACCACACAGAUGUUCGCUUUGUGCCCUGAUAUUAACAUUUAUUUUUAAUAUGAAUCCAUCUGAUUUUUAUUUGUAUUUAUGGCAGCAAACAUGUGUCCAUGUGUCCACAGUAUAUAUACAGUUCUAUAUAAAUCACACGCAUAUGCACAAAAUCAUGUGUGCUACCACUUGUGCAAUAUCAAGACAUGUCUGUGUGGCCGUGCAGCUUUCUGUGUCACCGUUACAUGCGCUGCGACACUCUGCGCUUCAUAUCCAGAUCCAUUCGUAUCUGACUGAUCUAUAUCAAAGCCGGAUUGUCAGAGCAGAGGUAACGCUCUACUUUCUCUACAGUGUAAGCUCUGCAGGUUUUACAUUUAUCUCUUGCUUUGACUUGGAAAUAUUCCGUCUCUGUUAUUUUCUGUCUGAGGGGCUGCAGAUUUAAAAGUCACAUCCAGCUCUCCCUCUUAUCAUGAAUGUACUUUUACGUUGCACUGGCUUCUUCAUCGCUUUCUUGCCGACACCACAGCGCAGAACAAGACAGCCAGACAGUGUUGCACAGCCACGCACAGCUUCAGGUCUGAUGCUCUGUAAUAUCAGCUCAUCUCCUUCGUUCUCUCUCUCUCUACGCAGCCAUCGUGUCAUCCAUGAGAGUUUAUGCUUUGCUGCAUAAAUGUGGUAGCUCUAUAUUCAAACCUAUACAUAGUGAUCAUGUAUAAAUGUAGAUUUUCAGAAUGAAAACUACUCGCUUAAUGUGGCGUGUGUGUGUGUGUGUGUGUUUGUGAAGAUAUCAGUGGUUUGCACAGUGUAACAGACGAGCACUGAAAGCGCUCUCUUGGUUGUGUUCUUGAUGACGGAUCCGUUGUCGGUGACUUUCCACAUCUCUGUUUUCUCCCUCCUUGAUUCAUCCGAAGCAUUUACCAUACUGAUGUUGUAAAUCCAGAGAAUGUGGCUCAUGUGUGUGGGUGGGUGUGUGUAUACUUCUCUUACAUAUACGUACGAUAGGGUCAGUAAGACAUGGAUCGUAAAAAUGAAAGGGCAUUUUUUUUUUUACUGAAAUGUUUGUUCAUGCUUUUAAAUUCCAGAAACACUCAAAAUAAUCUCCUGUGAAUACUAUGGUGAGAAGUAAUGUGUUGUGUUUGAGGUGCAUAUCGUCUGUUGUGGUGUUUGUGUUUGGAUGUGAGUGUGUGUACAGAGUUAAGAGUGAAAUACCGGAGUUUUGUUUUCCCCUACCAGGACAUGUUUUUGCAAACAGGCCCCAAACUUUACAUUCACUCACUCAUGACUGUAAGUGUGUAUUUCCACUCUGCAGCCUGUCACAGGCAGCACUGUAUGUAAAAAAAUAACCCAAGACAAAGGACUCUUUUCCCCUCUAAGCACCUAACACCUGAGUGAGGUUCUCCUCUGUAGCAGCACCAGUACAGUUGUUCACCACUUUGACUGAAUAUACAGACUCAUCACCAGAUACACAUUUCCAGUCGAGUGUUUGUUGUUUCCUUACAAGCCCACAUUCCAGACAGCAGUGUGAUUUUGAGUGUUGGGUGUCAAACUCUCCUCAGUCUUUACAGACUGUCUUGUUUUAUCUAUCCUGUAUCUGUUUUCUCCAGCUGAGAGGAACAGUGACUGAUCCUCGCUGAUUUCAGGUGGUGUGGUGUUGCCUGAGGUGAUUUCAGUAUUUCACUUUCAACUAUACACUGCUGUUCAGUUUAGCUGGUAGCUGGUUCGGAGCAAAGUUGUCAUGCAAUCGUUUUGAAAAAGGUUCAUUAAGAGUAAAAUCCUCCCUUAACAUUACAAAUGCACUCUGAUAUCGUCCAAUCAGACAUCGUUUCUCCCAAAGCUUCAGAAAUGUCGCAACAAACAGGCUGAAAUGUCUGAUCACGAUUUGGAUGAAGGAUAUCUCACCCAAGGAAAUAACCAAGUUAUGCUUUUGCGCUUUUUUUUUUAAACACAAUGUAAAAUACAACAGUAAUCUUCAUUCACUGCACUGAAAAAGCAGUCGCUAUCUAUGUAAGCAAGUGUAUCAGGUUGCCUCUGCUUACAUGUCGGUGUCAUCUGUUAAAUGCAUUUAUCGUGUUAUCCAAACGUGUGCAGUAGAUUCUGGUUCUGCAUUAACAGUAGUUGACUAGCCAGCGCUUCGUGUCAUGUUCAAAUUGAGGUUUUAUAGGAAAACAAAUUGCUCCUUUUGUGAGGUCAGUGUCCCUUUUUAUGGCUAUAAUCCAUAGUAAGUAAGAGUCUGUGUUGUUGAACAUAUCAUAUGUAUUAAAAAGAAAACAUGAAGCUGCGAUUCAUGUUAAUAUCCAACGUUCCAUAUUUUAGUGCACAGCAGAUUGCACAUUUAUGUAUGAAGCAGUUUAUGUUGUAUGUAUGCAAAAAUAAAUGUACCUUUACCUCAG